CACAGAUUCGCAUAUCCUGUUCGAAGAUUGGCGCCUGACAAGGUGGUUGUCGACUCUUAGGUGUUUUUUUGGGUUGUGCACAUAAACACAAGUCCUCAUCAUGUCCAGUAGGAAGACAGCGGGCAAGAAGCCCACAAAGAAGAGGGCACAGAGAGCUACCUCUAAUGUGUUUGCUAUGUUUGAUCAAGCUCAAAUUCAGGAAUUCAAAGAAGCAUUCAACAUGAUUGACCAAAACAGAGACGGCUUUAUUGACAAAGAAGAUCUUCAUGAUAUGUUAGCGUCCUUAGGUAAAGACCCCACAGAGAAGUACCUGGAGGAGAUGAUGAAGGCCGCUCCAGGCCCCAUCAACUUUACUAUGUUUCUCACCAUGUUCGGGGACAAACUCAAUGGUACAGACCCUGAGGAUGUCAUCAGGAACGCCUUCGCUUGUUUUGAUGAAGAUGGAACAGGUUUCAUCCCUGAAGACAGGCUGCGAGAUCUGCUGACACAGAUGGGAGACAGGUUUACAGAAGAUGAGGUUGAUGAAAUAUUCCGGGAUGCACCCAUCAAGAAGGGCGAGUUUAACUACGUAGAAUUCACCCGGAUCUUGAAGCAUGGCACGAAGGACCAGGACUAAUCUGCGCAUUUUACGGCAGCCGCCUCACCUGUGUACAGAUGGCACACAUGUGAAUGUACCUGUAGCUAACACUAGGGACCAAAUCUUAAAUCGCCAUGCUGCAGGUUGUUUAUUAUAUUUUGUAUAUGUAAUUUACGCAUAUGGUAUUGUUAAUAUUUUGAUACAGUUUGUUAAGGUUCUAAGGAAUCUUUUUGGGUAUGACGAGUUAUGCUUGAACAUUAUUUAAAUUUUCAUGGAAGGGAUAAAAGGAAGCUUGAGAAAAACUUUUGUUUCAAAAUUCCAUCAGACAACAGACCAGUUGCCAGCUGUUGUUUUGGCACAUGUACAUCACAAUAUGCAAAGUCUCAUGAAGCCUUUUGUUAUAUGUACAGACUUUACAUCUGUUUUAUUACAAUUUGCAUAUUCUUCAUAUUUUUAACUAGGGAAGAAAAAUAUAUAAAAAAAAGUUUGUGUUCUCUUCAGUGUUAUUCAACAGAUUGGUGAUUUCUGUGGGUUAUUCAGCUUAAAGCUUGCCAUGAUCUCUCUUGUGGGAACCAGAACUGCAGAUCUGGUGAUAUGGAUUUGUCAAAUGUCAUUUUUGUGGGUAGAAGACUCUUUUUUUUUUUUUUUUGCUGCAUCAACUAGAACUGAUCCACAUUUGAUAAUUCCACACUCCGAGAUGAAUAUCUUUUGUACCUUUGCAUGGUUCGUUUGCUGUACAGUUAACAUUGGCCUGUGUAAUUGCACAUCAGUUUAUAGUUGAAUCAUGUCACAUCAAAUUCUCACUCAGAUUGGACUAUACCCGCACAAACAGUGUGUUGUGCAUCACUGCUGUAUGUUAUGGAAUUGUGUCAUUUGUACGGCCGUUUCUACUGCCACUUUUUACUACAUGUAGUUUGUUUUGUAUUCUAUUCGUUUAUUGUUAAUAACUGAGCCAGUAUGCAAUAUGUCUUACGUGAUGAACCACCUCAAAAUAGGUGAAGGUAAAGCAUUAUUUAGAUUUGAGUAAAUGUAAGACGGUAUAAUCCCUCUACAAGUAGAUUAUCCAGGGUCUAAAAUAACAGCAUUCCUGAGAAGAGUCUGGCAAAUGUGACAGGUGUGUUUUAUUUGCAAUCCAAGCCUUUCAUUAUAAACUUGUUGCUUUUUAUGCCUUUUUUGUCUGUUCUGUGCUUAGCUAACUGUUUCUUUAUUCAUAAUAUUGUCCAUGGUUCAUGUAGUAAAGUGUGCUCUGAUAAAUUCACUGUUGAAAUGAACGCAUUUGUUGGACAUUAUCAGUGUUCAUGGUUGCUUUUCAUGCUUUCCUGUCUGUCAGAGAUCCAUGAAGUAAGAACAUGUAACAGGUUUUGGACCACUUUCAUAACAUGAUCAAGAAAAAAGGUGAAAACCAAAAAAAAACAAACAAAAAAAAAGAAUUCUUUCCGUUUAACUAGCAGUUGGUAUUAUUGACACUUAUUCUUGGAUUGAAAUUUGAUAGACUGGUUCCUAAAUCUGAUCCUGGUAUCAUAAUGGUUUGAGAAUUACAUGUACUUGUCAUAGAUGUAAAACAGCUGUACGUCUGUCUCCUUAAGCUCUCCUCUGAACUAACACUUCAAAAUAAAACCUAUGUACAUCAAUA
This is a messenger RNA of Liolophura sinensis, 2210 nucleotides long. Its product is annotated as myosin regulatory light chain 2, smooth muscle minor isoform-like. The transcript has 5 exons. The coding region runs from base 101 to 616 and encodes 171 amino acids. NCBI's taxonomy places the organism in Eukaryota, Metazoa, Mollusca, Polyplacophora, Chitonida, Chitonidae. Gene Ontology annotation, molecular function: calcium ion binding. The record is from RefSeq and is a predicted model, not a curated record.